UUUCGUUGUUUUCUUUUCUUUUCUUUUUUUAGAAAAAAGAAUUCAGGAAUCAUAUGAAAAUCGACGUUUAAUCGAUACUUCGGUCAAAAUUUUCGUAAAAUAAAGUACUGGAAAUUUCCCAUUUAUUUUGAUAUUCAUUUGUUCGAUCAUAGCAAUCGGCGACGGAAGCUGUCUAAAGCUGUAAUGGAUUCACCGGAUCCAAAAACCCCAAAUUCUGACACUCCUUUUUCUUCUUCUACUUCUUCAGAUUAUGGCGGUUGGAAGGAACGUAUCUUCUAUCCCACCCUUCUCGCAGGGCUUGUUGGGGGUGGAGCUGGGCUACUUUCCAAGUAUCGAAAAAUUCAUGGCCUCGCUAACAUUUCUGCAACUUAUGCUACCAAUUUAUCCAUUGUCGCUGCUUGCUACUGCGGUGCACGUGAGUUUGUUAGAGUUUCUCGAAGGUCAGAACCUGAUGAUCUUAUGAACUCUGCAAUAGCAGGUUUUGGAACUGGAGCUCUUCUCGGACGCCUUCAAGGUGGUCAGCUCGGCUCUGUUCGAUACUCAUUAAUCUUCACCAUUGUUGGGACAACAGUAGAUUAUGCCACACUCAAACUAAAACCCACGCUAAGAAGCUACAAAGAGUCAAUAAUUGAAGGAAGUAGUAGCUGGAUGAAAUUACCCGAAUGGUCUCCUAUUCAAGUUCUUGAUGAGGAAGCUUUAGCUGCUAAACAAGCUCGAGAGCAACAACUCUACGCACAGAGGGCCCUUGGGCAAUUAAACAAAAAGGAUCCUUGAGACAUUCUGUUUUUCCCAUUGAUCAUGGAAGAAAGGAUCUGAAGUUUUUUUGCUUUUUUUUUUUUUUUUUUUGUACAAUAUGGCAGGGACUAACGAUAAUAAAUUAGAGAAAGCUGAUAUUUGACAUUUUUGUUUUUCUUCUUGCAGGUUCUGCAUUUUACGCCUCUUUCUUGUAUUAUAUAAAUUCUCUUUCUAAUCUAAAUACUGCCAAAUUUCUGUUCAA
Cucumis melo (muskmelon) is the source of this 997-nucleotide messenger RNA. RefSeq lists its product as uncharacterized. Gene Ontology annotation, cellular component: TIM22 mitochondrial import inner membrane insertion complex. The transcript is spliced from 4 exons. Gene Ontology annotation, biological process: protein insertion into mitochondrial inner membrane. The record is from RefSeq and is a predicted model, not a curated record. Bases 184 to 774 code for a protein of 196 amino acids. Gene Ontology annotation, molecular function: transmembrane protein transporter activity. Lineage: Eukaryota; Viridiplantae; Streptophyta; Magnoliopsida; Cucurbitales; Cucurbitaceae.